AUGCGCCAGGCGUUCAAUGAGAUGCCAUGGGAAUAUCAUCAAGUGGCAUCUCACGACGCCACACAAGUCUCACAGGUGUCCUUCAACAAUGUGACUUCGGGUAGUCUCCCGUCUCAGGUUGGAUUGGCUGGCUCGCCCUCGAACUACAACGGUCUCGUCGAUCGUGAGACUUACGCACAAGAGCCUAACCCCCAUCGCCCCCGGAAGACCAGAAAAGUGUAA
Messenger RNA from Penicillium canariense, 222 nucleotides. RefSeq lists its product as uncharacterized. The transcript has a single exon. Bases 1 to 222 code for a protein of 73 amino acids. The record is from RefSeq and is a predicted model, not a curated record. NCBI's taxonomy places the organism in Eukaryota, Fungi, Ascomycota, Eurotiomycetes, Eurotiales, Aspergillaceae.